AUGUAUUCCACUAUGGCCACUCCUGAAAUUCCGAAGAAGGCGAAGGCUGUCGUCUAUGACAACCCCGGCACCGUAUCCACCAAAAUCAUGGAGGUCGACGUUCCUGAGCCCGGCCCGGGCGAAGUAUUGGUCAAUCUGACGCACUCGGGUGUGUGCCACUCGGACUACUGCAUCAUGGCGAACAGCUGGAAAAUGCUCCCCUAUCCCACCCAGCCCGGCCAGGUUGGUGGCCACGAGCGUGUGGGUAGAGUUGUGAAAUUUGGCCCCGGCGCCGAAACCUCUGGUCUGAAGAUUGGAGACAGAGUUGGCAUCAAGUGGGUGGCCAGUGCCUGUGGCAACUGCCAGCCCUGUCAGGCCGGCUCCGAUGGCCUCUGCUUCUCCCAGAAAGUCUCUGGGUACUACGCCCCCGGCACAUUCCAGCACUACAUCCUGGGCACCGCUAACUACGUGAUGCCCAUCCCGGACGGACUGGCAUCCGACGCGGCGGCCCCCAUGCUCUGCGCGGGAGUCACCGUUUACGCGGCGCUGAAGCGCAGCAACGCCCGCCCGGGCCAAUGGGUCGCCAUCGCCGGCGCAGGCGGCGGCCUGGGUCACAUUUCCGUGCAGCUGGCGAGCAAGGGCAUGGGGCUGCGCGUGGUCGGAGUCGACCACGGCAGCAAGGCAGAGCUGAUUAAGGCGUCUGGUGCGGAGCACUUCGUCGACAUCACCCAGUUCCCCACAGACGACAACGGCGAGGCCAUCUCCGCCCACGUCAAGUCGCUGGCCGAAGGACUGGGUGUCCACGCCGCCGUGGUAUGCACCGCCUCCAAUGCCGCCUACGCCCAGGCCCUCCAGUUUCUGCGUUUCAACGGCACCCUCGUGUGCGUCGGUUUCCCCGAGAAUGACCCCCAGCCAAUCGCCAGUGCCAUCCCUGCCGCCAUGAUCGGGAACCACUACACCAUCACCGGGUCGGCUGUCGGCAACCGGCGCGAAGCCAUCGAGACUCUCGACUUUGCCGCCCGUGGCAUUAUCAAGACCCAUUUCCGCACAGAGAAAAUGGACAGUUUGACUGGGGUGUUCAAGGAAAUCGAGCAGGGCACUUUGCAAGGAAGAGUAGUUCUUGAUCUGUCUGGUUAG
Messenger RNA from Aspergillus affinis, 1116 nucleotides. Its product is annotated as zinc-dependent alcohol dehydrogenase. The transcript is spliced from 4 exons. Gene Ontology annotation, molecular function: zinc ion binding; oxidoreductase activity. The record is from RefSeq and is a predicted model, not a curated record. NCBI's taxonomy places the organism in Eukaryota, Fungi, Ascomycota, Eurotiomycetes, Eurotiales, Aspergillaceae. The coding region runs from base 1 to 1116 and encodes 371 amino acids.